UGACGCGGUCAUGUGCUGAUACGGAUAUCAAGACAGUACACAGGUUAUUGGUCCACUGCUGACUCGGUUAUUGGUACAUCGGUGAAGGACAUUUCGAUUAGGCAAUGCCACACGGCACCUUAUACCUGGCACACCAUACCUACCUGACGUGCGAUGCGCUUUGCCUAAGACCACUAAACGGUGUCUUCCUAACCUCGUUGGGCUAGUAACAAUGCGUACAGACCCGUCUGCAACACAUGCUGCUCAACACUCCACACGACACCCAACCAUGACAUUCAUUAUCCACUGGUAAAGAAUGUGCCACCGCUAUGCUGCGUUGCCUUUCAUACGCCUCAGCUUCAAAGAACCGUUUGCAGAAUAGUUUUUUAUCUUUGAUUUUGUGCAAUCUUUUCCAAUUUAUAAUGCAUAGCUAUCUUCUAAGCCAUGUCCUCGAAAACGUUUGUGACACACGCGUGCGCACCGAUAUUGCUAUCAUACGGGAUAACCGUGAACGAUUUCUGCGUAUCAGCGUCGGUCGGCGCGCCCGAUAGCCCUAUCGCCGUCACUCUGAGAGCCUCAGUGGUUGACGCACGGCCUCGUCGCCAUGGCCUCGAGGAGACCUCAGUACACCAAUCAGGCGGCAGACGCGUACGAGGACUCGGCAGACGGCGGCCAGCGCUGGCACCAGCACCGUCGCUACGCGGAGGAGCAGCGGUACACAGAGGGGCAGCGAUACUCAGAGCAGCAGCGGUACACAGAGCAGCAGCGGUACCCGACAGCGCCCGCCAUGGCCGGUAAGAGAGUCGACUACGACGACCCGCAGCUGGAGGGCGGUAUGGCCGGUUCUUCCGGCUCGCAGUACCGUCGCCAGCAACAGCAGGGUGUCGUCAUCGGUGGCGACGGCGACGACAGCUCGAUGGACUGCUUCUCGGUGAUCCUGAUCGCCAUGUCCUACCUGCUCUUCCUCAUCACCUCUCCCAUCACCAUUUGGAGCAGCAUCAAGAUCGUGACCGAGUACGAACGGGCCGUCAUCUUCCGGCUGGGCCGGCUGCGUCGUGGUGGAGCCGCAGGACCCGGAUGGUUCUUCGUGCUGCCCUGUGUCGACAGCUACAUGAAGGUCGACCUGCGGAGCAUCGCCUUCGACGUCCCGCCGCAGGAGAUCCUCACCAAGGACUCGGUCACCAUCGCCGUCGACGCAGUAGUCUACUACCGCGUCUCGAACCCGACCGUGGCCGUUGCGAACGUCGAGGACUUCGCGCAGAACACCCGCCUCCUGGCUGCGACGACGCUGAGGAACGCUCUUGGAACUCGCACGCUGGCGGAGAUCCUGUCUCAGCGCGAGGAGGUGUCCGCCCACAUGCAGGAGACCCUGGACGAAGCUACUGAUCCGUGGGGCGUCAAGGUGGAGCGGGUCGAGAUCAAGGACGUGCGCCUGCCGAUGCAGCUGCAGCGCGCCAUGGCUGCCGAGGCCGAGGCGGCCCGCGAGGCCAAGGCCAAGGUGAUCGCUGCCGAGGGAGAGAACCGGGCGUCGCGCGCGCUGAAGGAGGCCGCGGACGUGAUGGCCGACAGCCCGUGCGCGCUCCAGCUGCGCUACCUGCAGACGCUCAACACCAUCUCUGCCGAGAAGAACUCGACGAUCGUGUUCCCGCUACCGAUGGACAUCAUUGGGCCGAUGCUGAACCGCUCCUGAGAAGGGUGGACGCUCCCGGUGCUGGACGUCCGAGAAGGCUCAGACGGACGUCUUUCUGAGACGGACGUCAGAAGCAACAUGACGCCCUUGUGAGACGGACGCCCCAGGUCGCUCUUAGUAGCAGACAGACGUCCUUCUAAGAAAAGCGCACACCCUUUGGAUUGUAGGGAUGCCAGACAGACACACCCUUCAUGUUCUAUAUAGCGUUUAACGUCUUUGAAGUAUGUAUGCAGGCAUACUGAUGGCUGGAAUAUCCCUGUGACUUGUCGUGUAAGACAGGUGCGGAUUGAUAACAAAUUAUAAGUAGGUGGGUUUAGCAUUGUAGUUAAAAUUGCAUUAUUUUUAGCGAUAGGUAUGCCUACUCCCUUACUCCGCUUAGAUACCUCAUUCCAGUAUUGUAUGUAGCGUUUUUUCACCACUCAAUUGAUCAUUUUAAAAGCAAAUUCCGAAGAUAUCGGAUAGAUAUUUGGUCAUCUUGCAUCUUGUAACGCUUGACCAGGUAUCGUUGGUUUAGGUCUUUUAAUUUCCACAUCAUUCAUUUAUCGAUUCAAUUUAUUUUCCCAUAUUCGCUCUUUCAUUUUGUGUGUACCAUAUGCUUUUAGGCAUAAAUUUCACAGUGUCAGCUGAUUAAAAUCAGGCUAAAUAUAUUUUUUCUUAUGUUCA
Molecule: messenger RNA, 2332 nt
Organism: Amphibalanus amphitrite
Lineage: Eukaryota; Metazoa; Arthropoda; Thecostraca; Balanomorpha; Balanidae
Product: band 7 protein AGAP004871-like
Exons: 1
Coding region: 584-1669 (361 amino acids)
Cellular component (GO): plasma membrane
Source: RefSeq, a predicted model, not a curated record